GGCACAGAGCUGCGGGCACAGGGACUCCCGCGCGCGCGCGUGCGUGAAGGACGCGCGCUCCCGUUCGCCGUGCGUGCGGCUGCGGGGAGCCCGUGUUCGCGCGCGCACCGCUGCGGGUGCCAUUGGCGCGCGGGAGGUGUCAGCCUUCUAAGUAGCAUAUGGCAAAAAUUUAAGCCACACUGUGAAACCCUGUGGUUAAGAGCCUGUUCCUUCUGAACUUCUCUGCUGCUGUGGAUGGCCCCGGCUGUCUUGACUGCCCUUCCCAAUAGGAUGUCACUGAGAUCCCUCAAAUGGAGCCUCCUGCUGCUGUCCCUGCUGAGUUUCCUGGUGAUAUGGUACCUCAGCCUUCCCCACUACAAUGUGAUCGAGCGUGUGAACUGGAUGUACUUCUAUGAGUAUGAGCCAAUUUACAGACAAGACUUUCGCUUCACGCUUCGGGAACAUUCGAACUGCUCUCAUCAGAGCCCAUUCCUAGUCAUCCUGGUGACCUCGCGCCCCUCAGAUGUGAAAGCCAGACAAGCCAUUAGGGUUACUUGGGGUGAGAAAAAGUCCUGGUGGGGAUAUGAGGUUCUCACGUUUUUCUUACUAGGCCAGCAGGCUGAAAUGGAAGACAAGACGUUAGCACUGUCCUUGGAGGAUGAACACGCUCUCUAUGGCGAUAUCAUACGGCAGGACUUUUUAGAUACGUAUAAUAACUUGACCUUGAAAACCAUUAUGGCUUUCAGGUGGGUGAUUGAAUUUUGCCCCAAUGCCAAGUAUGUCAUGAAAACAGACACUGAUGUUUUCAUCAACACUGGCAAUUUAGUCAAGUAUCUUUUAAACCUAAACCACUCAGAGAAGUUUUUCACAGGUUAUCCUCUAAUUGAUAACUAUUCCUAUAGAGGAUUCUUCCAUAAAAACCACAUUUCAUACCAAGAGUACCCUUUCAAGGUGUUCCCUCCCUACUGCAGUGGGCUGGGCUACAUCAUGUCCGGCGACCUGGUGCCAAAGAUAUAUGAGAUGAUGAGUCACGUGAAACCCAUCAAGUUUGAAGACGUCUAUGUCGGCAUCUGUUUGAAUUUGUUAAAAGUGGACAUUCAUAUUCCAGAAGACACAAAUCUUUUCUUUCUGUACCGAAUACACUUGGAUGUAUGUCAGCUCAGACGUGUGAUUGCAGCCCAUGGCUUCUCUUCCAAGGAGAUCAUCACAUUUUGGCAGGUCAUGCUGAGGAACACCACAUGCCAUUACUAAUCCAUCCUUUGUCCGCCUAGGGAAGGGAGGAAGGACGCUGUGGAAAGGGUCAGAGUUAGUACUGUGGGAAACUCUGGAAGUUGAGCGUGCUGGCUUGCCAGGACUGAAACUCAUGGAGCAUACCUAUACUGGAGCUGCAGGGCCUGAUCAGUGUUUGUUUUCACAGAAUUUAACCUGGAUCCUUAAAGGUGAUAGAGGAGUCAAACAUAAAACAAACAAAUGGUCUUGCUAAUAAAAUCAAAGAGUCAGACAGCCUGGAUGACUCAGGCUGUAGAUUAGAAUUUCCAAGAUUUCCCUGAAAAACUAACUAGUCCACAGCCAGAAAACAGUGUGGUGUUGUAUUUACUAGAUAGUAUAGUCAUGUAAUGGUUCAGUGUGUAUCUUAGGUGGUUAUUAUUAAAAGAUAUAUAUAUUUCUUGUAAAAAGCUUUACUGAAAUUAUAUUGAAAAAAUACAUUUGUACUGUUUUCAUUUGCAAGGUACUAUGAUGUGGUACUUCAGAGUUAUCACAUCAAAUAUUAUUUAAUGUUAUUUCAAUUUUCUAAGUGUUUAAAGGUGAUGAUGGUUUCAGUAUUAUAUAGUGAAUUGCCUUUCACAUUUGAGCUUUGUUUUAUUCGCUCUGCUGAUCAGUUUAAUUUUGAAAGUCCCAUUAAUGUGACAUCAUAGGUUAUUAUUGACUGUCCGUAAUCUGUUGAACUCUGUGCACUGUAAACAUAUGGCGAAUUCAAGCAAGAAAAUUCGAGCUUUGUACAGCCUUUUAAAAAUGCAAUCAGUGUUUCUGAAUGUCACUUCAUCUGUCUCAUUAUCCUCCAAAGAAUUUGAGAAUAAUAAAGAAUUCUAGCCAGAGCGUUUCCUAAAGGCACAGAAGGCUAAGAUGGUCUUAGCGUUUCCUAAUGCAGUGUGUACGUUGGAAAGGGAAGGUGGAAGAUCCAAGCUGUAUUGUUAACCUACCCAGUGUGUCUUUUCUACUGAUUAAUCGAUUUGUGAAUAAAGGAUUUU
Grammomys surdaster is the source of this 2228-nucleotide messenger RNA. It is a transcript of the gene B3galnt1, whose product is annotated as beta-1,3-N-acetylgalactosaminyltransferase 1 (globoside blood group). The transcript is spliced from 3 exons. The record is from RefSeq and is a predicted model, not a curated record. Gene Ontology annotation, cellular component: membrane. Bases 235 to 1230 code for a protein of 331 amino acids. NCBI's taxonomy places the organism in Eukaryota, Metazoa, Chordata, Mammalia, Rodentia, Muridae. Gene Ontology annotation, molecular function: N-acetyl-beta-D-glucosaminide beta-(1,3)-galactosyltransferase activity.